ACUUUUAAAUCUUGAUAACCUUUCAUCACCACCUACCAUUACCAACCUCCUUCAAGUCUUUAGAAAUUUGAGAUACACAAUUCCGAAACGACUAAGAUAGAGAAACCUAUUUGCCCAUUUCAAUGGUGACAAUUGCUAGUACGUUAGUUGCUGGUUUCUGUUUCAGCAAAUCGAGAGUCGAGGGACUUAAGCCAAGCACUCAUUCAUCUGCCAGGUCAAGGCGAAUGGUGGCGGUGAGAGCUCAAUCUAUCAACCCAGAAAUUAGAAAGAAUGAGGAGAAGGUGGUGGACUCCGUUUUGGUCGCGGAGCUUUCUAAGCCCCUCACAGCUUAUUGCAGAUGUUGGAGAUCAGGAACUUUCCCUCUAUGUGAUGGAAGCCAUGUAAAGCACAACAAAGCUACUGGUGAUAAUGUUGGGCCUUUGCUCUUGAAAAAGCAGAAAGAGUGAUUAUGUCUUUCUUUUUUUUCCAUUGUUUAUUUCCUGUUGCCAUGUAAAACUUUUUACUCUGGAAAUUCGCAUUGUUUGUUUAUGACGAAGUCAGCUCGCUUCCUCUGGAUUAGGGUGAUUUCCCUACUUUAGCCACUUUCUUAAUAGAACUUUUGCAGUGAGACAAUAUCAAAUCUGUACUUGUUGGCAUUCGUUAUUGCAUUUCUUAUCUAGAUGUAGCGAACACUUCUCCA
Messenger RNA from Manihot esculenta (cassava), 679 nucleotides. Its product is annotated as CDGSH iron-sulfur domain-containing protein NEET. Gene Ontology annotation, molecular function: 2 iron, 2 sulfur cluster binding. Lineage: Eukaryota; Viridiplantae; Streptophyta; Magnoliopsida; Malpighiales; Euphorbiaceae. The record is from RefSeq and is a predicted model, not a curated record. Gene Ontology annotation, biological process: regulation of autophagy. The transcript has 2 exons. Gene Ontology annotation, cellular component: mitochondrial outer membrane; intracellular membrane-bounded organelle. The coding region runs from base 123 to 446 and encodes 107 amino acids.